AUGGAUCCAUCAAAAAAAAGAACGGAGGCUUUAUAUGCGGUGACUGCCAUGAUCAUCAAGCUCGGACUAUCGGAGAGAAAAAGAAGAGAAUUGUAUCGAAUUGUGGAUACUCUUCGAAUGCAUCAGGACAUCAUGCCUAAAAAUCUUCAGUGUUCGGAAGUGGAAAAUAAAGCAAAGAAUCUGUCAAAAGUCGACUACGAGAAAUACGAUGUUUGCACAAACUGUGAACAACGACCCGAACAACGGAAUACGGAAAAUCAUUUAGAGUACAAUCGUGAAGAACUUCAAAGAAGAUCUACCGACGAAAAUGAUGAUGAGGAAGUUGUUUAUCCGGUACUAGAAGUUAACAGCGAAGAAACAUCUAGCGACGAGGGAAAUAGUGAAGAACUAAUGGAAACUGAAUCGGAAACCGUUUCGGAUAAAGUUUUAGCAUUUGUCGCUGCUGGCUGCUACGAUCACUUUACUGAUACCAGUAUACAAGAGAUUAGAAACAAAAUGUAUCUAUCGACUCAGGAGGAUCCUACAUUUCGAAGCGAAGUCAUGAAACUGUGGAAAAAUGACAUUUCGAAAUUCAAUGUGAAGUAUUAUUGUAAUAAAUGUGGAAAGGAGGUCAAUCUAUCAAGAUCGUGCAGAAAGCAGUUCAAGUUGGCCGAAUUGGUGUCAAUGGCAGACUGUGCAAGCUGGGUAGGAAAAUCGUGGGAGAUCACUAUAGAAACCGCGGCGAGAUGCAUUGAUCGCGAGAGAGACAAAUAUUAUGUAGUAUAUUGCCUGCCGAGUUCGCUGAAAAACACGAAAUUUGCGCCUAUCGAUGAAGAGGUCAUCGAAAAUAUCACUGUUGGAUUUCGUGUCGCGACCAACGUCUUCGCCGAAAUAACACUUCUCGCCAGAGUGAAAUCAGCAAUAAAAAAACAAAUUCAUCGCAAACGAUGGGAAAACAAAGACAAAGCUGAAAAGUUGCUGAAGAAGUUGACGAAGCACAGAAAGGCACAGAUCGACGACCACCAGAAUACCGAAUCGCCGUCAAAUGUGUCAACAUUCAGCAUCUCGACAGUCAACGAGAGCCAGAAUCUCGGAUCACAAAAUCCGUUUCGUUUGUAA
This is a messenger RNA of Caenorhabditis bovis, 1098 nucleotides long. The record is from the annotation of a GenBank genome assembly. Lineage: Eukaryota; Metazoa; Nematoda; Chromadorea; Rhabditida; Rhabditidae.